Colletotrichum tamarilloi is the source of this 420-nucleotide messenger RNA. RefSeq lists its product as uncharacterized. Bases 1 to 420 code for a protein of 139 amino acids. Lineage: Eukaryota; Fungi; Ascomycota; Sordariomycetes; Glomerellales; Glomerellaceae. The transcript has a single exon. The record is from RefSeq and is a predicted model, not a curated record.
AUGACAGACACAGCUCGCAAAGCACGCUCGGCAAUCUGCCACAAGUGUCGCGCUACGACCAAGAAGCUUUUCACCUGUAUUCAGUGCAACAAUCUAGCAUUUUGUGAUGAUUGCUGGUCCGAAUGGGAGCUUCACGAGCCGGGCGCCGUCGGUUGGGAUGGUCGACCGCACGAGAAGUCCAAUCCCCAAGUUGUCCAGAGAUUGCGGGAGAUCCUGGAGCCCACCCGCUCGGCGACAGAGCACGAACUCGAAUUCCAAUCGGAUGAGGAUACCACAUGGUUUGAAGUUGGGCGAGACUCAUCCAACCAACCCAUAUUGCAGGAUUAUGGUCGAUUCGCCACGUUGAUGAGCGAUAACCUAUCCUCAGACCAUGGGAACCGCUAUCCUCAGCUCGUGUCCUUCAUUGGACAAACAGGCUAG